This is a messenger RNA of Phymastichus coffea, 3088 nucleotides long. It is a transcript of the gene Pi3K59F, whose product is annotated as phosphatidylinositol 3-kinase catalytic subunit type 3. Gene Ontology annotation, molecular function: 1-phosphatidylinositol-3-kinase activity. Gene Ontology annotation, cellular component: peroxisome; phagophore assembly site; cytoplasm. NCBI's taxonomy places the organism in Eukaryota, Metazoa, Arthropoda, Insecta, Hymenoptera, Eulophidae. The coding region runs from base 223 to 2880 and encodes 885 amino acids. The record is from RefSeq and is a predicted model, not a curated record. The transcript has a single exon. Gene Ontology annotation, biological process: phosphatidylinositol-mediated signaling; autophagy of peroxisome; endocytosis.
UUGACAAUCCGUUGUCAAGUUCAGAUGUAUUAUGAACGUUUGUCAACGUUCGUAUUCACUUUAAUUUUCGAAUAUAAAGUUAAGCAUCUAUAUUUAUAUUGUUUUGUUGCCAGUAUCCACCCACUACAUAUUUAAAUACUUCGUAUUGUCAUGUAUUUGGUAUAAUAUAACCUUUUGAUUAAAUAAUUUAGUUGAUGAAUCAAAAAUUUUCACAAUUGUACAAUGGAGGAUAUGCCAGAUAGAGUAUAUUAUGUGUACAGCUGUACAGUAGAAUCUAAAAUUCAGGUAAAAAUAGGAGCAUUGGAAGGGAAAAAAUGUAGACCAGAGUAUGACAAAUUAUUAGAUGACCCGUUGUUGAAGUACUCUGGUUUAUUUGGCUCUGGAUGUGGAAAAGGAGAUUUAUUAGCUUCUCUUCAAGUAUUUGCAAAUGGGAAAGCUAUUGGUUUACCAGUUUCUACUUCGUACAAACAUUUUACAUCAAGAUGGAACUGGAAUCAGUGGAUUACAUUACCAAUUGCUUUCUGUGAUUUACCUCGUAAUGCACAAUUAUGCAUAACAUUAUAUGAUUGUGCUGGACCUGCAAGACUUAUACCAGUUGGUGGAACAACCAUUUCUCUUUUUGGUAAAUAUGGUGUUUUUCGUCAAGGUAUGAUAGAUUUGAGAGUUUGGCCUGGAGUAGUAGCAGAUUGCAAUUUUCCAACAACUACUCCAGGUAAAGCAAGAGAUUGUGGAAAAGAGCAAAUGCAACGAUUAGCAAAAUUGGCUAAAAAGCAUCGCAAUGGUCAGAUAAAUAAAGUUGACUGGCUUGACAGAUUAACUUUUCGUGAAAUCGAACAUAUUAAUGAAAAAGAAAAAAGAGCUUCUGAAUAUUUAUAUUUAAUGCUAGAAUUUCCAGAUACUAAUAUUGACGGAAUACCUUAUUCAAUUAUUUAUUACGAAAACGACGGAGAUGAUGUGGUACAGCAUAGAACUCAAGCAGAUAUUGUUACUCUUCCUGAUUAUGAAAUUUUGCAAGAAAAUUUGGUCGAGGCCAAACAUCACAAACUUGUUAGGAGUUUAAGAAGUGGAGGAAAUAAUAAAGAAUUGAAACCAACUUCUAAUGUUCGUGAUGCUUUAAAUACAAUACUUUCGUAUCCACCAACAAAGGCUUUAUCUACAGAAGAGCAAGAUCUUAUAUGGAAAUUUAGAUUUUAUUUGUCUACUCAAAAAAAAGCUCUCACUAAAUUUGUAAAAUGUGUUAAUUGGCGAGACCCUAGUGAAGAACGUCAAGCUUUAGAAAUGCUUUCAUCAUGGGCUCCUCCUGAUCCAGAAGAUGCACUUGAAUUACUUGGUCCAGCAUUUACACAUCAAGCUGUGAGAAAAUAUGCAAUCAGUCGCUUAAAUCAAGCACCAGAUGAUGACUUGAUGCUUUAUUUGCUUCAAUUAGUACAAGCAUUGAAAUAUGAAGAUUUUGAGAGCACAAAAGCAGCUAGUGAAGUUUUUAGUAGUAAGCGUUUAUUAGGUGAAACUAAUGAUCAAGAAUUCAAAAAUAAUAAUGAUUUAUUUUCAUCUAAAAACAAUACUAUUUCAAUAGAAUGCAAAAAUGAUUGUUUCUUAAAUCCAAGUGCUCAGAAUAACUUAGCUAGCUUUCUCAUUACACGUGCUUGUCAAAAUUCAACAUUAGCUAAUUAUCUUUACUGGUACCUUUCAAUUGAAUGUGAAGACCAACCAGAUCCAAUAAUUAGUCUCAAACAAGAUACACGUGUAAGAGAAAUGUAUGUUUCUGUUAUGAAAAUGUUCACCAAUGCUCUUUCAUUUGGAAACAGUGUUUGGCAAAAGAGAAAAGCUUUUUUGGAUAAGCAGAAGGUAUUUGUGGAUCAAUUAGUUUCUUUAGUCAAGACAGUAGCACGAGAAAGUGGCAAUCGUAAAAGAAAAAUAGAAAGAUUACGUGCAUUGUUAGCAGAUGAUGAUGCAUUAUUCAAAGUUAACUUUUCCAAUUUUGAACCUAUACCAUUCCCUCUUGAUCCUGAUAUUUGCAUAAAAGCCAUAAAACCUGAAAAAGCUACCCUUUUCAAAUCAGCAUUGAUGCCAUCAAAGUUAACAUUCCUCACAACAGCCAAUACAGAAUAUAUUGCUAUUUUUAAAAAUGGUGAUGAUUUAAGACAAGAUCAAUUGAUUUUACAAACAAUUGCUUUAAUGGAUAAGUUGCUGAGGCGAGAAAAUUUAGAUUUAAAAUUGAGUCCCUAUAGGGUACUUGCUACAAGUACAAAGCAUGGAUUUUUACAGUUUAUUGAAUCAACAACAGUAGCUGAAGUUUUAGCUAAUGAAGGAUCAAUUCUUAAUUUCUUCCGUAAACAUCAUCCUUCAGAAACUGGACCAUAUGGUGUGGCAUCUGAAAUAAUGGAUACAUACAUCAGAAGCUGUGCUGGUUACUGUAUUAUAACAUAUGUACUCGGAGUUGGCGAUCGACAUCUUGAUAAUUUACUUCUUACAACCUCAGGCAAAUUAUUUCAUAUUGACUUUGGUUACAUCUUAGGUAGAGAUCCGAAACCACUACCACCACCAAUGAAACUAAGUAAAGAAAUGGUUGAAGCUAUGGGAGGAGUUGGAUCUGAUCAUUAUCAUGAAUUUAGGAAACAAUGCUACACAGCGUUUCUGCAUUUGCGUCGGCAUGCAAACCUAAUAUUAAAUUUAUUCUCGCUGAUGGUAGAUGCAAGUGUUCCAGAUAUAGCAUUAGAACCUGAUAAAGCUGUCAAAAAGGUACAGGAUAAGUUGCGAUUAGAUUUGAGCGACGAAGAAGCUGUUCAUUAUGUACAAAAUCUCCUUGAUUUAUCAGUGACUGCUGUUAUGGCAGCACUAGUUGAACAAUUUCACAAAUUUGCACAAUAUUGGCGAAAAUAAAGUGUUUUUAUUUUCAAAAUUGUAUUAAAUUUGUUUCAAUGUAGCAACAAUUUUGCCAAUUUUGUGGAUAAUGAUUACGACAUAUUUUAGGUAUUUGCAUAAAAAAAUAUAAAUAAUCCAACCUUAUUGUUUUAUAGUUUUUAAUAUAUUUUAUAAUACGACAUAUUGUUCACAACGUUUAUCAAUAAAUAUUGUAUAUGUAACAUAA